AUGGCCAGCCUCAAGUUUAUAAUGGACGUCGAUGACGACGAACCUGACGCCCCCUCGAAUAAAAAGGACAAGGAUCCUGCUGCCGUACCCUCCAGCUCGCGUCAAGAUCCAUCGUCCAGUCAGGCAUACUCAAGUCAUGUCACUAGUUCUAGUCAGGCCAUCGAAAGGAGUCUCAGGCCAGGCACUCGGCAUACCACAUCCUCCAACACGGCCGCCAAACCCGCUGUCGCGUCAGCAUCCUCACCUCGAUCCUCAGCCCGUCGGCGGAGCACGACUAGUACCGACUCGAUGGAUCUGGCUGCUGGCUAUGGCUCCGCUGCCUCCUCCUCAUCCAGGGGUGGGCCUGCGAACCCCUCAAUCAGCCCUAUGAGGCCGGUACCAAACCCUGCCGGGGCAGAUAUUCCCGUCAAGCUCACCCCUAUCACUGGCAGGCUUAGCCACCAGUCCCCUGGCUAUCUAUGCUCCUACCCAGGCUGUGGCCGAGUUUUUCAUCGCCCCGACCUUCUCACACGGCACCUACAGAGACACGAGCAGGAAGGUGACAAGGCGGCGAAGAGCGGGGACGAGGAUGGUGGUGGAGGGUUAUCACUCCCGCAAGCUGCUGGUCCUUCGUCCGUGAUGCAGCAGGGGCCAGGGAGGUCCUCGGCUUCGGGCACGGCCGCGGCAGAGAUGCCGUCGACAAAUGCACCGGGCUUUCAGCAAUUGAGAAGCACUGGGGACCCACGCAACCCGUCCCUGUCUCCUCGUCAAGGUGGGACUGCUGAACAUUACAGCUACAACUACCCACCCCGAGGUUCGCACGACUACCAGUACUCGUCCUCGCCAUCGGUCUCCGUGAUCAACCCAACUCCAACUCUCGAGGCCUCUCCCUACUCCAGCCUGGCGGAACCAUACCAGCAAUCCCGAAGCACUCCCUCCAUCUUCGUCGUCACUCAGGGGCUGUCGCCGCCAAGUCUGAAUCUGCCAGAAAAUGGCCCUCCAGAUCUAGGCUACCCGGACGCCUCACCCUGGCCUUCAUCUGCGUCCGAUAGCACCUACUCGACGCCGGCAUCUGACAUCUCACGCAACCAUCGCUACUGGCUACCGCGACACCAGUCACCAACGGCCGACUGGCCGUCUACCCAACUACUGUCGCCAUAUCCCAACACGGUACGCCGCGAGACCCAAAGUCCGGGACCGAGUUUGGAGACAAUUGCAGGCCCUGCACCUCCCGCGUUCAUGAGCUCCUUCUCUGCACCUUCCCAUUUUUCUACGGCGCCUCAGAACGAGACCUUUGGCGCAGUGCUCGACGUGCCCUUGUCUGUCUUCGGCUCGACGACAGAACCAGCCAGCCACACCAUGGUCAGCCCUUCGACAAACACCUUACGUCCACAUAGUCGGCACCACUCUGUUACCUCCAUUCAUGGUGCGACCUCCCCGCACAUCGCACCUGCCCACGCGACCGAAACCCUAGUCACGCCAAUGAGGGCCCUCCCCGACCGAAUCAACUCCAUGGCCAGCCUGGGCCGCCAGAAGGAAAUGGUGAUUGAUAUCGCCGACGCGCAGGCACAGCAGGCCUUCAUGGGAAGCGGUGGAGGGUUCGACAUGCUCGGCGACCUGGAAGAGGCCCUUGGCAACGGGGGUCAAGGGAGGCUGGGAUGUGAGACGGGUGUGAUGGCCUUGAAUCUAGGUCCCAUGAUAGCCGGAGGCGGAAUCCCCGGGGCGGGAGACCCGGGCCUCCUUCCCAGGGCCGUACGCGCGGCCAUCCCUGGAUACAUCAAGGUUUACUGGCGCCGGUUACACCGCUCUUGGCCGAUUGUGCAUCGCUGCUCGUUCGAGGUCGCCGGAGAAGAUGCGCUGCGCUGUGCUGUGGCUGCUGUGGCAACUCAGUACCUCGACAGCAAGCAGGACCGCAUUAACGGCAACCAGCUGCACGAGUAUGCUUGGCAAGAGGCAAAGCGGAUACCCCAAUGGAACCUCCAGGUCAUGCAGGCCAUCCUCCUGUGCGAGCUCUUCGCGCGCUUCCGCGGCCGGAAGGCAGUAACGAGACCCUCGAAGCAGUUUGAAUCUCUCUAUUCGAGGGUGAGUUCUCAGCACUUCUUUUCGUCAGCCGACAAUGGCCUUCUCCCUUGCGAUCCAAGUACUUGGUCUCCCGAUUCUUCGUCAUCCUCUAGUUCUUGCAUGACCCCAGGGCCUCCCGGCGACUUGCCAUCCAUGCCUCCUGUUGCCGUUUCCUCUUCUAAUUCCCUCGAAUUCCGGUCUGAGCCGUCCUCUUGGUCGACCUUGUUCCCCUCUGCCAACUAUCAAACCCCAUCACUAGUUGUACAGCAACAGCCACGCUCACAUGCAGUUCCCUACACACAGGUCCUUUACCACAAUCCGAGCAUGUUCGAUCCGGCUGUCAUGUCACUCGAACAGCAUGGCUCCGUCGGAGACCGCUGGCAAGCGUGGCUUGACGCAGAGGCCCGCCGCCGCCUAUUGACAGCCUGUUUCAUCGUCGACACUCACACCUCUGUUUAUCAACAACAAAGGAAGGCCCAUGAAUACGACCUGUCUGGAACUGGAGCGACCCCGCCGAUCCCCCUCAUCGAUCGCGGCGCCGCACUGUGGGAGGCGUCCUCUGCCGAGGAGUGGGCUGGUCUUCUCUCAAGGGAUCCAGGAGCUAGGAAUCCAACUUUUAUACCGCCCGCCAAUUCCCUCACACCGGAAGGCCUUUUAGACCGUCCCGAGUUCGAUCGCGCGGCAAUCCUAGCCCUCGAGUCGCUGCGUCUUCCGCGCCGGCCAUCCGGCACCGAUGCCGGCCCUGCUCCCAGUCCCGGUCCCGCCCCCAUUCACUUCCCCCUGCUCGGCGACGACGCCGUGGAAGACUUCGAUAUGGACCUCGAAAACCACCCCUCCGCCUCCGCCCCCGCGCCCCGCCGCUCCCCCCACGCGUCCCCGCCCCCGGGCACCUCCGCCCCCGAGGAGCGCCUCGCGCGCCUCUUCGCGCCCUGCCCGCGCGCAAACACCUACCUCGCCCUGCACCACACGCCGCUGCACGAUCUCUUGGCCGUCAGCGGCGACACCUGGAUCUUCAGCCAGAAGGUCCUGCCGGCCACGUCCUUCGCCGAGCACCAGAAGCGCCUCAAGGCCUGGGCCGAGCACCAGCAGCGCGCCGCCCGCUCAUCGCCCCUCCCUGCCGCUGCCGCGGCUAGGGCGACUAUGUAUGCGGCGAGGGCGAUACUGGGGUUCCUUGCGACGCGGUGCCCUGCCGACGACGAUGAUGAUGAUGAGGAGGAAGGGGAGGAGGAGGAGGAGGAAGACGGAGACGACGCGCCGGCAUGGUUCCCUGACCUCGGCGACUACUGGGCCCUGUACGUGUGCGCGCUCGUGUGCUGGGCGUUUGGGCACCGGGCGCGCAGCGCCGGGGUUAGCGACCGGGCCGGCGGGGCCGACGACGAGGGGACCUUGGCGUGGCUGCGCCUGGUGGCGGGGGCAAGGUGGCCCGAGGAGGUCGCCGCGGUGAGGGGGCGGAGGGAGGCUGGUGGGGUUGUCGGGUUGGUGCGGAGGAGGCUGGAGAGGGAUUGUGUGGGGGGAAGGAGUAGGCUGUAUGUUGAUGCUGUGGGGGUGUUGAAGAAGUUGGAGGAGGGGGUUAAUUGGAAGUGGUUCUGA
Phialemonium atrogriseum is the source of this 3630-nucleotide messenger RNA. RefSeq lists its product as uncharacterized. Bases 1 to 3630 code for a protein of 1209 amino acids. The transcript has 5 exons. Gene Ontology annotation, cellular component: chromatin. The record is from RefSeq and is a predicted model, not a curated record. Lineage: Eukaryota; Fungi; Ascomycota; Sordariomycetes; Cephalothecales; Cephalothecaceae. Gene Ontology annotation, molecular function: DNA-binding transcription factor activity, RNA polymerase II-specific; RNA polymerase II cis-regulatory region sequence-specific DNA binding. Gene Ontology annotation, biological process: regulation of transcription by RNA polymerase II.